Messenger RNA from Alligator sinensis (Chinese alligator), 1909 nucleotides. Its product is annotated as putative surface protein SACOL0050. The transcript has 3 exons. The record is from RefSeq and is a predicted model, not a curated record. The coding region runs from base 11 to 1834 and encodes 607 amino acids. Lineage: Eukaryota; Metazoa; Chordata; Crocodylia; Alligatoridae.
UGGUGGCACCAUGAAGCUGGCAGUCUUCUUCGUCCUCCUGGGGAGCUUCGCCCUGUGGACAGCACUGCAGGCUGCCCCAGCAGAACGUCAGGAUGGACGCUCUCCGGCGCCGGCCCCACUGCACCAGGAGCCCCCUUUGGCCAACGGGACAGGUGUCCUGGGUCCGUCGUACCCGAGCCUGGCCGAAGGGAUCCCUGGAGCAGCUUCUCCUGCCCCUGGCCGUGCCCUGGGGGAACGCACCCCGCAGGCAGCUGAGUCCAGGGAACAGCCCGUGGCAGGGGUCAGCCUUGCAAAUGUGGGAGGAAAGAAGCCAAGCACGGGGGGGCUGGAGUCCCCCCAUCUGGCUCUGCCAAGGGGCUGCGUGUGCAGGGGAAAGCCUUCCGGGUGCAAGAACCAGCCUGAGUGCAAGGAGGGACCGCAGAGCACGGUGGGGAGCCGGGGAGACCCCCUGUCUGCUGGAAAACCUGGCCUGGGGCCCCCUGCAGCUCCCAUGCGACCAGUGCCUGGUGCAGGACCUGAGCCCAGGGAAAAGCUCCUAUCUAGAGACCCCUCUGGGGUUGGGGCAGAGCCGUCCGGGGUAGAACUGGCGUCUCUCUCAGACCCGGUGCCCGCUGGAAAACCAGCAUCUGGAGCCACACGUGUGCUUGGUGACAAGCCGGUACCUGGGGCCAGUGGAAAACCUCUGGGCUACGAGACACCUGCGUUUGGGGCAACAACCAUGUCUGACAACAAGCCUGUGCCUUGGGCAGAGCCUGCACCCAGUGAAAAACCAGCGUCCAGCAAGAAACCCCGGUGUAGGGAGAAGCCUGCGUCCACUGGAAACCCAGUAUCUAGUGAAAAACAUUUGUCUAGAGAUAAACCAGUGCCCAGUGAACACCAUCUGUCUAGAGAUAAGCCUGAAUCCAUUGAAAAGCCAGUCUCCAGUGAAAAGCCGGAGUCCAGUGAAAACCAUUUGUCUAGAGAUAAGUCUGAAUCCAGUGAAAAGCCAGAGUCCAGUGAACACCAUCUGUCUAGAGAUAAGCCUGAAUCCAUUGAAAAGCCAGUCUCCAGUGAAAAGCCGGAGUCCAGUGAAAACCAUUUGUCUAGAGAUAAGUCUGAAUCCAGUGAAAAGCCGGAGUCCAGUGAAAACCAUUUGUCUAGAGACAAACUUUCCCCCAUCCCUGCAUUCCCUGGAAAACCCGUGUCCAAUGUAGUACCAGUGGCGAGAGAUAAGCCUGCAGCUGGCAGCAAUCCCAUAUCCAACUUGGUGCCCUCCCUUUUGAAGCCGCUGUUCGGGUCGGAUUCUGGUGGGAAAGACGGCGCGGGGAAGGAGGAUGAACAGAACAACGACAAGGACCAGGACCAGGGGGUAGACGAUGAUGAUGACAAGUACGAGGCGGACGAUGAUGCUGAUGAUGCCGACGAGUAUGAGACAGACUACGAGGAUGAAACCAAGGAUGAUGAGGAUGCAGAUGAGGACAAUGAGGAGGAUGAUGGCUGGGCUGACGAUGACAAGGACAAGGAUGAGGAUGAAGACGAGGACGAUGAGGAGGUGGGUGGGGCUGCAGAGAAAGAAGAUGACAACGAUGAUGACGAUAACAAUGAUGAUGACGAUGACGACGAUGACGACGAUGACGGGAAGGACAGCGAUGAGGGCCAGGAUGACGAUGACCUGAACCUCAUGGAAAUGGACACUGACGACACAGACACGGACACGGAGAACGACUACAGCGAUGCGAACGAGUACGGCAUGGGUGACGGCGAAGUCAGUGACGGCAGUGACGACUACAGCGACGACAACGACGAUGGCGAUGACUUCAGCGAUGAUGACAGCUACGGCAUAUGGUGGUUCUGACGGGGCCAGAGAGUGGGCCCGGUCGGGGGCAGACCCGUGGUCUGCACAGGGCGAGGACGUGGAGCCGUGUGAGGA